Messenger RNA from Owenia fusiformis, 549 nucleotides. The record is from the annotation of a GenBank genome assembly. NCBI's taxonomy places the organism in Eukaryota, Metazoa, Annelida, Polychaeta, Sabellida, Oweniidae.
GAUGGAUCAGAUGAGGAUAAAGAACUUUGUUUGAAUCCUGUACCAAUGGGAACAAAAUUGAAGGGUCUCAUCCCAGCCUACCAGACCUGCUUUCUUUCAGCAGUGACAGAAGUUACAAUCAACGCAAGACCUGAUAGAACAGAGAGGCUACAGCAUUUCCCACAGGUUAUAAAAACAUUUGGUGUUGCCGAGUUCAGCUUUAAUGAUUCAAAUGGGAGGGCCAUAGAGGAAGUUAUGAACUACGUUAAAGUCCAAGAAAUUGCUUCAGGGAAAGCACAUAUCGAUGUGAAAAAUGACAACUUCAACUUCAAGAUAUAUGGAGAGCUAACGUAUUAUGUGGGCUCCUCUAAAAAUUUUGGGUACAUUUAUAAAGGAUCAAAUUUUGAUCAACUUUGUGGGCGUUAUACCGUCAAAAUAAACUGACUAACAAUAUACUUUACAGCUUUAUCAAAUUAGUAAAUUCUCUGUUAUGUGUAUUUUUCAAUCAAUAGCAACCAUGUAACACCAAAAUGUCAAUAAAAAAUUUAUGCAGAUUUACAAUUUUCUGUA